Epinephelus lanceolatus (giant grouper) is the source of this 1118-nucleotide messenger RNA. RefSeq names its product neuromedin U (gene nmu). The record is from RefSeq and is a predicted model, not a curated record. Gene Ontology annotation, biological process: regulation of smooth muscle contraction. NCBI's taxonomy places the organism in Eukaryota, Metazoa, Chordata, Actinopteri, Perciformes, Serranidae. Gene Ontology annotation, molecular function: neuromedin U receptor binding.
GUGAACAUGUGCACGACAGCAAGCAGCUGAAACUUCACCCGGUUUUUGCAGGAGCUGAAUUAUCCACAGAGGUCUCUUCUUCUCCAGAACAAACAGACCAGCUGAUUUAAACUGUCCAUGAGCGCUCACACCUCCCCGGAGCAUCCCGUUCAGCCAACCUGUUGAUCCAAUCUAACUUUGUCAUGACGCAGCCAAGUGCGAGGGGUGUGUGUGACACGAGCCUUCAUAUUCCUCUGACGUGAGAAAGAAACUCUCAGAAGAGCAAGAAGUCAAGCGGACAUAAACCAAAACACACUCACACACUCAAGACGAGACAGAGCAGCGAGAGCAAGACAGGGACAUGAGGACCGUCCAGAGCCAAAGUCAGCAUGCGCAGCGCGGAGCCUCCAGCAGCCUGCACAGCCUCAGCAGCGGCGGCGUGAGUCCCCUCAGCACCGCCAGCGUCACCCUCACAGCCCUGCUCAUCAUCCUCACCAUCCCAGUCUGCCAAAGUGCUCCAGCAGAACUUCAGCAAGCCACAACAGAUCAGAGGCAGCUCCUCAGCCAGAUAGAUGCUGUGUGCUCAUCCUACCUCUCUGCAGACCUGAAGUUUUGGGCAUCUGAUGUCUUAGGAGAACUCUGUGUCUUGAUGCUGGUUCAGAAGUCAAAGGAGCUGAAAGUGCGAGAAAAUAGUAAAAGGUUUUUAUUUCAUUACUCAAGACAGCAAAGUUCUGCUUUGUCAGACAGAGUGACCCCUCCGUUGCACCCUCUCCUGCGUCUAGUUUCCCAACUCCAUACCAGAAGAGAGAGAGGACUCUCAAUGCGCGCUGAACUCCAGGGACCUGGGGGAAUCCAGAGCAGAGGUUACUUCCUCUAUCGGCCACGAAAUGGAAGAAGAUCCUUAGAAUAUGAGUAAAUUAAAGAGUCGCCACCUCUGGAGCUGAGUGUACAGAGACAACACAGACCCUGAGACCCCGAGCCGCUGCACCACGACUGAGUGAUCCAGACUUUAGCCACAGUCCUCUGCCACUGCUGUACAGUGAUGUCUGAAUGUACACAGAGAACAUGAUUAAAAUACUCUCCAUUUGUCCAGAUUUUAUUUUGUGUUAUAUGUGUGUCAUUUGCAUUAAAACUGCAAC